AUGGCGAUGUCCAGUGCUCGUGCACAAAUGGAGAAGCUGGAAUUGUCAGAUGAAGACACUGCGGAGUUGUUGGCAUCCCCUUCAAAAAAGCCUGGUUUUCCAACUCCCACGGACAAUUCCCGAACUGCAACCGCCCCGAACUAUGGACGAAGUAAUAGCACACAUUAUGAUCGCGAGGAAGCACGGGAGGCGUCUUUACAGAGCGAGUUGGAGAGCGUGCGCAAUAUCAAUCGGGUUGUAGAAGGCAUCAUUGAUAGCCUGGAGCGUGCAAAAGGCAAUAUGGAGAAUGUUUCCCGCACCGUCACAUCUGCAUCUGCGCUUUUAAAUACAUGGACACGAAUUCUGUCCCAGACCGAACAGAACCAGCGACUUAUCCUUAACCCUUCCUGGCAAGGAGCCUCCCAAGAUAUCGCAGACAUCGAAAACGAAUUGAUCUUGAGACAGCAGGAGGCGGAGAGGAAGGAGAUGGAACUCCAGCAGCGGAGAGAGGCCGUGGCUCGAAAAGCGGAAGAGGAGGAGCGAAAGAAAGCUGCUGCGGCUGCUUCGAGGGGCGCACGGGGGACAACACGUGGGAGAUCGCGUGUACUUGGGAGAACUCCUUCUACAGCGAGCUCGUAUAGCGGGGCACGAGGUACAAAUACGACAAGAGGCACGACAAUGACAAGGGGUAUGACGACACGGGGAACUACUGGCAUUCGAAGGCCUACAGCUACGACUACAACAGGAUCCAGCGUUGCGAGAGCCAGGGGAAGGGUGCGGGGUCCAUCAUGA
Molecule: messenger RNA, 771 nt
Organism: Paracoccidioides brasiliensis Pb18
Exons: 2
Coding region: 1-771 (256 amino acids)
Biological process (GO): mitotic cell cycle
Cellular component (GO): DASH complex; mitotic spindle
Source: RefSeq, a predicted model, not a curated record